Pieris macdunnoughi is the source of this 1779-nucleotide messenger RNA. Lineage: Eukaryota; Metazoa; Arthropoda; Insecta; Lepidoptera; Pieridae. The record is from the annotation of a GenBank genome assembly.
AUGGAAAAAAAUGUGUUGGAUGGAUCAUUUAUCGUGGUUCCUCGGGAGAGUUUCAAACACAUAGUCAAAGCCUGCGAGUGCCCACUUUACUGGAAGAUGCCUUUGUUCCUUGCAACGCAGCAGAACCUCCACGCUCCAGUGGAUGGCCACAAAUUUAUAGACUUUUGGAGAGAAAUGAGUACAACGUGUCACGACCAGGCUUCAAGAUUCGUGUACAUCCUAACAAGAGGCAAAAGCAAUACUCUCUCGCCAGAGGACUUCGUUCCUUUAGUCCAGGAUGUUGUGGAUACACAUCCCGGCCUUUCCUUCUUGAAGGAAGCCACGGAGUUCCACUCGAGAUAUGUUCAUACUGUGAUCGCCAGGAUAUUCUACUGCGUGAACAGAUCGUGGUCUGGCAGGAUAUCGAUCCCAGAACUCAGAAGGUCCAACUUCCUACAAGUCCUCCAGCUUCUAGAGGAUGAAGAGGACAUCAACCAAGUUACACAAUAUUUUAGCUAUGAGCACUUCUACGUGAUCUACUGCAAGUUCUGGGAGCUGGACAAAGACCACGACCUCUUCAUCGACAAACACGACCUCGCCAGGCACAACGACCAUGCUCUCUCCAGCCGCAUGAUAGAGCGUGUACUCUCUGGGUGCGUCACGCGUGGCAACCAGAACCGCCUGACCCCCCGCGGUGAGCCACGCAUGUCCUACACCGAGUUCGUGUGGUUCCUACUCGCUGAAGAGGACAAAAGCCAUCCCACGGCCAUCGAGUAUUGGUUUAGAUGUAUGGACCUCGACGGAGAUGGCUUCAUCUCUAUGUAUGAGCUGGAGUACUUCUACGAGGAGCAGAUGCAGAGGAUGGAGGCAAUAGGAAUCGAAACUCUUCCCUACAAUGAUUGUUUAUGUCAGAUGCUGGAUAUGGUUCAUCCAGCUCAGCAGGGCAAGAUCACGUUAACCGACUUGAAGAAAUGUAAGCUCACUCCGAUCUUCUUCGACACAUUCUUCAACCUGGAGAAGUACUUGGACCACGAGCAGCGGGACCCCUUCGCCACCCAACGGGACUCUGAUUCAGAGAUUUCCGAAUGGGAUCGCUUCGCAGCUGAAGAAUACGAAUUACUCGUAGCCGAAGAGGGAGGCAGCGAUGCGCAGGAUCAAAUCUCAUACGAUGAAACGGAUGACGACUGUCUGUCGCCGAAUAUUGACGACGUUCGCACUGAAGUAAUAGAAGAUUCGAGCGUGGAAGACUCAACCCUCAGCGACAGCAUCUCCAAUCCUCGGGGGAAGGAGGCCGGGCGACCUUCGGGCUACGUCAACCUGAGCACAAUCUACGCCCUGGGUACUCCGGACCGAUGGGCCAAGACGAACGUCCCGGAACGAAAGACAGAGAAACCCAUCCCACCGGAAAAACCGGUCAGCCUAAUGAUGAUGAACGGGAAGAUGGACAGGUUCAACAACUUAAACAAUAGUUUUCUAUACUCCCAAAUGUUAAAUCCGAGAGCGAAAGACCCGCCGUCUUACACCGCGGCCACCGGUGGCUCGGACAAAGAGGCGAUGAAUAUCGCGUCCCCGAAGAGAUCGCCCACGAGCCCGGUCAACGGAAUCGGCAAGAUCUCGGACAACUACGAACGAGCCGUCGCAGAGAGACUGAGUCCUCAACGGGAGAUCUCCAGACUGAACCGAAGCGUCUUCAGAAAAGUGAACACCGGCAUCGUGGCCAGCAAAGUGAAGAAAACCGGUUCGCGGCGCGACGAAGAGGACGAAGACUACGCGCGUGACAGUGACGAGUGCUCAAUAUAG